Molecule: messenger RNA, 544 nt
Organism: Erinaceus europaeus (western European hedgehog)
Lineage: Eukaryota; Metazoa; Chordata; Mammalia; Eulipotyphla; Erinaceidae
Product: histone H2B type 1-C/E/F/G/I
Exons: 1
Coding region: 91-471 (126 amino acids)
Cellular component (GO): nucleosome
Molecular function (GO): DNA binding; protein heterodimerization activity; structural constituent of chromatin
Source: RefSeq, a predicted model, not a curated record
AGUACCGAGCCGUUUCCACAGCCCUCUACUAGUCUACUGUCUCCGCUCUUGUUGGCUGAACUUCGCAGCUUUCUGCUCCAGCUUCUCAUCAUGCCAGAGCCGGCCAAGUCUGCUCCUGCGCCCAAGAAAGGCUCCAAGAAAGCCGUCACCAAAGCCCAGAAGAAGGACGGGAAGAAACGCAAGCGCAGCCGCAAGGAGAGCUACUCCGUGUACGUGUACAAGGUCCUGAAGCAGGUGCACCCCGACACCGGCAUCUCCUCCAAGGCCAUGGGUAUCAUGAACUCGUUCGUGAACGACAUCUUCGAGCGCAUCGCCGGCGAGGCGUCCCGUCUGGCGCAUUACAACAAGCGCUCCACCAUCACCUCCCGGGAGAUCCAGACGGCCGUGCGCCUGCUGCUGCCCGGGGAGCUGGCCAAGCACGCCGUGUCCGAGGGCACCAAAGCCGUCACCAAGUACACCAGCUCCAAGUGAGCUGCUAGUGGCACCCGGCGCUCCUACGGGCUGCCGGGCCCAGCAACCCAAAGGCUCUUUUCAGAGCCACUUA